AUGGUAUUAUCAAAAGAAGAAUUAAAAGAAAUCGAAUUAACAUUAGUCAAAUUAGUCCAAGAAGAAAUUGGCCCCAUUAUCAAAGAGCAUACUGGGACAAAAUUUGACACUUACGAAGAUAAAGCCAAUCAGGUGGAUCUGGUCACUGUGGUAGAUAAGAAAGUUGAAUCGAUCAUCAAAGAAGCUCUAAACAAGAAAUACCCUACUUUUAAAUUCAUUGGGGAGGAAAGUUAUGUCCCUGGCCAGACUAAGAUUUCUAAGGACCCUACUUUUAUCGUUGAUCCAAUUGAUGGUACUACUAAUUUCAUCCAUGGAUAUCCUUAUAGUUGUACCUCUUUGGGGUUAGCUGAGGACGGAAAACCUGUUGUUGGUGUAGUUUUCAAUCCUCAUUUGAAUCAAUUAUUCCAUGCUUCUAAGGGUAAUGGUGCUUAUUUGAAUUCAUUCAAGAUUAAUGUCCCAAAGAGACCUUUAACUUUACAAAAAUCUGUUGUAGGAUUAGAAGGUGGUGCUGAAAGAUCUGAAGGUUCAGGGAAUUUCGAUAAGAAGAUGGCUACCUAUAAAAAUUUGUUGAGUGACAAAGGUGGAUAUAUUCACGGGUUUAGAAGUGUAGGAAGUGCAGCAAUGAAUAUGUGUUACGUUGCUAAUGGGAUGUUGGAUUCGUAUUGGGAAGGUGGUUGCUGGGCAUGGGAUGUUUGUGCAGGUUGGUGUAUCUUAGAGGAAACAGGAGGUAAGAUGGUUGGUGGUAAUCCAAAUGAAUGGGAAAUUCCCAUCGACAGGAGAUGUUAUUUUGCAGUUAGAGGGGGAUGUACCAAAGAAGAACAAAAAGAUUAUGUAGAAUCCUUUUGGCCUCAUGUUGCUGGUCCAUUAGAGUAUUAG
Messenger RNA from Naumovozyma dairenensis CBS 421, 876 nucleotides. RefSeq names its product inositol monophosphate 1-phosphatase INM2 (gene INM2). The record is from RefSeq and is a predicted model, not a curated record. Gene Ontology annotation, biological process: inositol metabolic process; signal transduction; phosphatidylinositol phosphate biosynthetic process. The transcript has a single exon. Gene Ontology annotation, molecular function: inositol monophosphate 1-phosphatase activity. The coding region runs from base 1 to 876 and encodes 291 amino acids. Lineage: Eukaryota; Fungi; Ascomycota; Saccharomycetes; Saccharomycetales; Saccharomycetaceae.